AUGUCGAACUGUAACGCAGUGUCAACACCAUUUGACAAAUCCGAUGUUAACACAAAUGCAAAGCCUCUAUCAACAGAAGUGCCGUAUCGUGAAGCUGUGGGCAGUUUGCUAUAUUUGACAAACACUCGCCCAGACAUCUGCUAUGCAGUUAGUAUGGUGGCACAGCAUGUGACUAGUCCAACCAUCAAAGACUGGAACCAAGUCGAGAGAAUCCUUCGUUACCUGCAAGGUUCUAAGGACUACGUACUACACUACACGAAGCGGAGCGAUGAACCGAAGAUCCUGAAAUGUUACACCGAUGCAGACUUCGCAGGCGAUGAAAACAGCAGAAAGUCACGUUCAGGAUGUCUAUGUCUGUUUGCUGGCGGAGCCAUUAGUUGGUUUUCAAAGAAACAAAAUUGUAUUUCACUAUCAACUACUGAAGCGGAAUAUGUUGCUGCUAGUGAAGCUGUAGUGAAGCAAUAUGGCCUAAAGGCUUGUUAG
Molecule: messenger RNA, 483 nt
Organism: Macrosteles quadrilineatus (aster leafhopper)
Lineage: Eukaryota; Metazoa; Arthropoda; Insecta; Hemiptera; Cicadellidae
Exons: 1
Coding region: 1-483 (160 amino acids)
Source: RefSeq, a predicted model, not a curated record